Messenger RNA from Phlebotomus argentipes, 2168 nucleotides. RefSeq lists its product as uncharacterized. Bases 112 to 2163 code for a protein of 683 amino acids. Lineage: Eukaryota; Metazoa; Arthropoda; Insecta; Diptera; Psychodidae. The transcript is spliced from 3 exons. The record is from RefSeq and is a predicted model, not a curated record.
GCCCGCCAGCCAGUUGAAUUGCCGGAAAUCGACACUGCGACUUCCCUAAACGGCUCCGUGAGUGCGUAGACUGCUUUUGGACCUCCAGGCAAUUAACGGGUCAUCGCGAAGAUGCAGUGGCUGAGAGCGGUGGUGCUACUGGCCAUCCUGCUGGAGGCGUCCGAAGCGCGUCCUAAGGCUGACGCUGAUCUGGCCACGAGCGACAGAUCAGUGGGAGGCUCUCAUGUUGAACAAUCAACAGAGUAUGAUGUAAAGAAGUCCUCACUGGCGGACUCCAUUCAGCAGGUCACGGAUCAACUGAUCACGACUCCACGAGAUGUCACGAAUGCCAGUGUCGUGAACAGCACACUAGUGCUGGAGGAUGUGCCGCAGGAUGAGGGCAAGGCGAACGAAGAGAUUGUCGUGAAGGAAGAUGAGGGUCACAAAGGAGUGGCGGUUCCGCUGACGAUGAAGGAUCUGGAGAGGGAGAUGGCUGCCAUGGAUAUUCGCCUCAAGGAAUCUUCCACUCCCAAGGUGGGCAUUUCCACGUGGAUCCUCUUGUCAGAGAGUGGCUCCACAGUGAGCCCAGAUCUCAAGGGACCCACCUAUGAGAUUGGGAGUGAGAGCAAAGCCACCACAGAUCCCGUGAACGCUGUUGUCUCCAAGGAGGUCAAUGUGGAGACUCCAAAGGUGAUCAGUGGAAAGACUCCGGCCAAGAACAACACCCAUCGAAAGAAGCAGAGCUCCAAGGAGGAUAGCAAGCCUAAGAAACGAACGACAACUACCAGUGCUCCUCUUGAGGACACCACUGAAGCGAGACCCAAGGAUGAGGUUACAACUCGACAGACGCCUUCACUUGAGUCCACGACGUUCUUAAUCCUCGAACCCAAGGAUGCGGACUUUGAUCUGCCGCAGGACAGAUCACCGAAUCUGCACAAGAAGACCAAAGUGUCCACAAAGUCGCCCAAUAAGCCUCAGCAGAAGAAGAAGCCCAAUAAUCGGAACAAGAAGAAGCCUUUGGACGAGGCCAGCGCAAAGCCCGCUAACAACAAACCCGCGCAAAAAGACAAGCCCAUCUCCACAAAGAUCUACAACUACCUGUCCAGGGAGGUGAUGCCCACGGUUGGGGUGAGUCUGGUGGGUCUUGUAGUGACGGCAGGGAUUGCGAGUUACCUUCUAGGCGGUCCAUUCGGUGCUCUACGUCGCUCCUACGACGUGGACAGAAAGGAUGAUGUCUAUUUCAACAACAAUGAAGAGUACGCUGGGCCAGAUGGGCAGUUUGAAGAGGAGUGGCUGACGAAAGUUAUGGCGGGAUCGCCGAGUUACAGGAACAGCAUUAGAUAUCACUCCUACAGACCCGUUCAGGCUCACAAUCAGCAGCCUUAUCACGGCUAUGCCGCCUACAAAUAUCCUCAGUACAGUCGAUACAGGACUACUGGACAUCAUCCUCUGGUUCAGUAUAAUCCACACCAGCAACCUCAUCCUCAACAAGCUCAUCCUCAACAAGCUCAUCCUCAAUCAGCUUCUAACUACCAGGCUUACAAAGCCUACAGUCCAAUGAGCAGUAAUCCUCCUGCGCAAAUGGAGUUGAGGAACACGCAGAAAUCCAUUAGCGGAUCAAUGGCUUACAUGCCCAACGAGAUGCCCGUCAAGACGCACAUGAAUCCGAUAGCGGGAGAGACGGUGUCUGAACUGAAAGCUUCCCAAAGCAUCACGGUUGGGAGUGAAAGUGAUGCUCCCGUGGAGAAGGACAACGUCUUGCAGCAUCGAUCUCAAUUCGUGGUGGGUUCUGUGAUCAAUGACCAGUCGGAGGACACCAUGCCAGUGCCUGAGCACGGUCCUCGUCGUCGCCGCAACGCCAGAGAUGAGCGAGACUCGCGCGGUAUCAAUGACAAUGAGGUCGAUGACGAUUUCAAUGAAGUCGAGGGAAACAAAGAAACCGCCACCAAUGCGGAAACCCCUGAAAUCACAGACACCACAGCGCCAGUGGAUGUGAUCUCCACUACUGAGAAUCUGGGUGGCGUUCCUGCUGAAGACACGGGCUUCUUCGAUCUCGUCCGGCGCCUCAUCGAUCUCAAGAUACGCUUCGGGCUGAGCUUCCUGCAGAACGCCACGGCCACUUUCCAGAGGUACUUGAGUGGCGUGCAGGAGCGCAUAGACAGUUCUCCCACUUUCACCUACUGAUCUCC